This is a messenger RNA of Quercus robur (English oak), 3061 nucleotides long. RefSeq names its product 26S proteasome non-ATPase regulatory subunit 2 homolog A. Bases 203 to 2836 code for a protein of 877 amino acids. The transcript has 25 exons. Gene Ontology annotation, cellular component: proteasome complex; proteasome regulatory particle, base subcomplex; nucleus. Gene Ontology annotation, biological process: regulation of protein catabolic process; proteasome-mediated ubiquitin-dependent protein catabolic process. Lineage: Eukaryota; Viridiplantae; Streptophyta; Magnoliopsida; Fagales; Fagaceae. Gene Ontology annotation, molecular function: enzyme regulator activity. The record is from RefSeq and is a predicted model, not a curated record.
UGAAGCAAGGAUUAUAAAAGCAGCGAGUAGUAGCAGUAGUAGUAGAAGUGUAUCUGUAUUGCGUAGAGACCAUUCCAACCUGGUUGUCUUACUUUACUCAUCGCACUUCCUUUCUUCUCAUCAGGAGACGAGGGUUUCUUCGUCUUCGUUGUUGUAAUCCAAACACAAAUUCUCAGAGUUCUUUCUAACAAAAAAGGAAAGAAUGGCAAAGGAGGAUAAUAAUAAUAGUAAGAAGAACAAGAAGGAGGAGAAGAAAGACGAAGAUCUGUCGGAAGAGGAUCUGGCACUGAAGCAGCAAUUGGAGCUUUACGUGGAGAGAGUUCAAGAUGCUGACCCUAAUUUACAGAAGGUCGCUCUUGAGAGCAUGAGGCAGGAAAUCCGAACCUCUACGAGCUCCAUGACUUCGGUCCCAAAGCCGUUGAAAUUUCUGCGGCCACAUUAUGGAACGUUAAAGGCGUUUUACGAAACCAUGGAGGACUCUGAAAUGAAGAAGUACCUUGCUGAUGUGCUAUCCGUUCUGGCUCUCACCAUGUCUGCAGAGGGCGAAAGGGAUAGCUUAAAAUAUCGAUUGGAGGGUUCAGGAGGUGAUAUUGGCUCAUGGGGCCAUGAAUAUGUGAGGAACUUAGCUGGAGAAAUUUCACAAGAAUAUGCUAAGCGACAGAGCGAAGAAGUUCCAAUUGAGGAUCUUAUGGAGCUUGUUCAACAAAUAGUUGCUUUUCACAUGAAGCACAAUGCUGAACCUGAAGCUGUUGAUCUUCUAAUGGAGGUUGAAGACCUUGAUCUUUUAAUUGAGCAUGUUGACAGUACGAAUUUCCGAAGGACAUGUCUCUAUCUAACGAGUUCAGCAAGAUAUCUCCCUGGACCUGAUGACAUGUUGGUCCUAGAUAUUGCCUACAUGAUUUAUAUAAAAUUUGAGGAGUAUCCAAAUGCGCUUCAGAUUGCCCUAUUUCUGGAUAACAUGCAGCAUGUGAAGCAAGUAUUUACAUCUUGUGAUGAUCAGCUGAGAAAGAAGCAAUUCUGUUACAUCCUUGCUCGACAUGGUAUAACAUUUGAGCUAGAUGAAGAGAUGGCUGCCAAUGAUGAUGACCGAGAGGCAUUACAGGACAUUAUAAACAACACCAAGCUAAGUGAAGGCUAUCUAACACUUGCUCGUGAUAUUGAGGUUAUGGAGCCCAAAUCUCCUGAAGAUAUCUAUAAGGCACACUUGCUUGAUGGCCGGGCUAGUGCUGGUGCAACUGUUGAUUCAGCUAGACAAAACCUUGCUGCCACCUUUGUUAAUGCUUUUGUAAAUGCUGGCUUUGGUCAGGAUAAGCUAAUGACAGUCCCCUCAGACAAUUCGAGUUCUGGUUCUUCUGCUAACUGGCUUUUCAAAAAUAAAGAACAUGGGAAGACUAGUGCUGCUGCAAGUCUUGGUAUGAUAUUAUUGUGGGAUGUUGACUCUGGACUUGCCCAAAUGGACAAGUAUUUCCAUGCAAGUGACACCCAUGUCAAUGCUGGUGCAUUAUUGGGAGUGGGGAUAGUAAAUUGUGGAAUAAAGAAUGAUUGUGAUCCGGCACUGGCACUUCUAGGUGAGCAUAUAGAUAAAGAAGACCCAUACAUUCGGAUUGGGGCAGUAAUGGGCCUUGGGAUUGCUUAUGCUGGUACUCAGAAUGAGCAGAUACGGAGUAAAUUGGCUCCUAUACUAAAUGAUGCUAAAGCUCCACUUGAUGUAAUUUCCUUCGCUGCGCUCUCUUUGGGUUUAGUAUAUGUGGGUUCCUGCAAUGAAGAGGUUGCUCAGGCAAUUAUAUUUGCAUUAAUGGAUCGAAGUGAGUCAGAGUUGGGGGAGCCGCUAACUCGGCUUCUACCUGUAGGCCUUGGUCUUCUGUACCUCGGGAAGCAGGAAAGUGUGGAGGCCACGGCUGAAGUUUCUAAGACCUUUAAUGAAAAAAUCAGAAAAUAUUGUGAUAUGACGCUACUUUCAUGUGCCUAUGCUGGAACAGGGAAUGUUCUUAAGGUUCAGAAUCUUCUGGGUCAUUGCUCACAACACCUAGACAAGAGUGAAACUCACCAGGGUCCUGCUGUGCUUGGAAUUGCUAUGGUUGCAAUGGCUGAAGAAUUAGGGCUUGAGAUGGCAAUUCGUUCAUUAGAGCAUCUUUUGCAGUAUGGAGAGCAGAAUAUCCGUCACGCUGUUCCUUUGGCUCUUGGCCUCCUUUGCAUAUCAAACCCUAAGGUCAAUGUUAUGGACACGUUAAGCAGACUUAGCCAUGACACAGAUUCAGAAGUAGCAAUGGCUGCGGUAAUCUCGUUGGGAUUGAUAGGUGCGGGUACAAACAAUGCUCGAAUAGCUGGCAUGCUUCGGAAUCUUUCAAGUUAUUACUACAAGGAUGCCAGCCUUCUUUUCUGUGUGCGAAUUGCUCAAGGUCUUGUACAUAUGGGGAAAGGAUUAUUAACUCUUAAUCCGUAUCAUUCUGAACGGUUCUUGCUAUCCCCGACUGCACUUGCUGGAAUCGUUAUCAUGCUACAUGCAUGCCUUGACAUGAAAGCAGUGAUAUUGGGAAAAUAUCAUUACAUGCUCUACUUCCUUGUUUUGGCCAUGCAGCCAAGAAUGUUGAUGACGGUUGAUGAGAAUAACAAACCUAUAUCUGUACCUGUUCGUGUGGGUCAAGCCGUUGAUGUUGUUGGCCAGGCGGGUCGUCCCAAGACUAUCACUGGUUUUCAGACACACACGACACCGGUGCUUUUGGCUGCUGGUGAUAGAGCAGAACUGGCGACUGAGAAAUAUAUUCCGCUAUCCCCUAUUUUGGAAGGGUUCGUUAUCUUGAAGGAGAAUCCUAAUUAUAGGGAAGAAGAUCACUAAGUUGGUUCCAGAAAUAUCUUGCGGCUCUGACCAAGCUCUUUUCCAAGUUUUCAUAGAGGCUGUAAUUUUUUAAAGAUUUGAUUUGCUAUCAAUUUAAUAGUUCCAUGUAAAUCUACUAACCUUUCUUGUUCUGUGUUCCUUGCAAGCAGAAAAUACAAUGCAUGCAAAGAUCAUAUAAAGCUAUCAAGGAUAUAUUUAUUAGGAAAAACUAGUUUAAAAGAAAAA